CGGUUUGCAAAAAAUACCGAACUCCUUUACUGAACUGAAAGAUACUACGAAUAGUACCAUUACGGACUACAAAAAGAAAAUCAUCUUCUGGACAUAGUGAAGCAACGUUGCGACCUGAGCAUCCACCACAKGAUCAAUCCUGACACUGUUCGCUAUAGCUUUUUUCGACAAAUAUUGCGUUGGGUUUGGUGCGACCAACUUUAAUCAGGAUCGAAUUGGAUUGAAUUGAAGCGAAGCGAAGCAAAAGCAUCAUACGCAACAGCAAUUACAGCAAUGCCUCUCAGUCGCAAUCAUUCACAGAAUGCAGGUCCCACSAUCGCAAUCGCGGCAAUAGGAUUCGCGCUUCUAUUUUUCAACACCCAAAUGCCAAGACGAACGUUUCGGAAUGUCGUGUCGCAAACAGCAUUCGAAUACGAAUACGCCGACAUCAAUUCGCACGGCGAGAGCAAUGGAUACGACAACGAACGCAGUAAUGGUCUCCCAUACCGUCACGACAACCAGCACGAUUACGACUCGGGAGGAAAUAKAACUUCUAACAGUUUCAGUACUAACACUAGUAGUGCCAACAGAGUCGUCUCCAUCUCGAGCAGCAGACCAGASAAUAACGAUGCUAUUGUAGAUACAACUACGAGCAACAGUACGAAUCGUCGCAGCUCGCCCGUGAAAAAUGAUAAUGCCACUUCUACGACCACCAAAAACAGAAGAGGAGAAUUUCUAUCUACUAUUGUAAACACUUCCUCGCUGGAGAUCCACGACAGUAUUGGGAAUUCUACGUAUUUGAGUGAACCCCCCUCCAGAAACGAUGCCAACGGUUCCAGCACCGAUCUCAAAUUUACAGUAGACAAURAAGAUUCGAAACGAAUACCGAUUAAGAAUGGAUAUGCAGCAACAGAGCACACAAGUGCAAGCAAAACAAAAAACGAAUUAGCGUCUCAAUUAAAAAAUACGACAAUAGAGAGCAAUUUUGCGACGACGUCGWCGWYGACGACGACGACGACAAGUGCAAUCAUAAACUGGACAACUUGGASAAACGCAACGGAAAUGGAAGACGGAAACAUUCAGAUCGAAUUUUUCCGUCCGCGGUCAAAUAGUACUGAAACAAACGCAUCAAUUGCAUCGCGACAAGGAAUGGCGGCUUGUCUAAUCAAUCUCGAGGACACCAUCCGGUUGGCGGAAUGGAUCCCUUACCACUUUGCCACUCUUCCGCUAACGGGUCUGGUGAUCGCCCUAGAUCCCAAAACCUCACAGCGUGGUGCUCGCCGCACACUAGAGCUCAUCAAUCUUUGGAGGGAUAAAAUCGAAAUUACACUCUGGCCGGACUACAAGUUUGCAGAAUCKAAGCGGUUUCGAACAGGGCAGUCCUACGUACGGGAGCGGCAGGUAUAUUUUGCUAAUCGGUGUCUGUCCUAUCACAAGAUUCAGAAUCGAUCCUGGACGCUCUUGACAGACAAUGACGAGUACCUUGUCUUCAACUACAUUCACGACGACGAGAUCAUCAAGUACGACCAUCCGGGCUCUAAGAAAGGAAAAGUCAAGAAAGUCAUCGACAAAAACCGGAAGCGCUACAUGCCACUUCGAUCAAGCCUACCGCCACAAAACCAGUCCACGGUGCAUGCAUUUCUCGAACAACUCCAGCGCGAUUACGAUUACAAUACUACUUUGAACGACACGAAGAAAAAGAAGAAGGGAAAAGAUUUCCUUCCCCGCUGUGUCCGGUUCCCAGGAAUCCACUACGGAGGGAAUAGAGGACUGCUGCGAGACCACCAAUCCCCCGCGGCGUUCAAUAGCAAAAAUGUCGGUGAUGCCACAAUCAUCGAUCCCKCCCUCCUUUCGACAUAUCGGGACGUACACCACGACAAGCGGAAAAGCAAGUUUAGCAAGGUUAUGAUCGACGUGAGUCGGGUUUCCUUGGAAACCUUCGAGUGGACCCCUAAAAACGCCAGGAACGCRAAGACCAUUCACAACCCCUCGAGGGUUUGUGGAUACAACGGCAGCCACGACUCUGGAGCGGACUAUUACUCAUCRCUCUUUCGGUUGAACCACUACCUGGGUAGCCUGGAGUCCUUUAUGGAGCGCAGCGCCGACUACCGAAAGAAGCGAACCAACGAGGGCUACGCCAAGAAGGCCGCCAAGGUGAAUACCACAGAACACGGAGACUGGUGGGAUCGAGACGUCGGGUUGUGGGUCGACCUCCUCGUCCAGCGGCUUGGGGGAGGCGCUGUAGAAGCGAAACGGUUGUUGGCACCCAUCGCGAAGUACACGAACGCAACUAUGGCGCUUGGCACGAACCACAGUUAUCAUACCGUGUAGARGUCAAAUAAUGCAAUCGAAURCAA
Molecule: messenger RNA, 2336 nt
Organism: Pseudo-nitzschia multistriata
Lineage: Eukaryota; Bacillariophyta; Bacillariophyceae; Bacillariales; Bacillariaceae
Source: the annotation of a GenBank genome assembly